AUGCCGCAUUCGGGACAAGCCGGAAUCAAUCAGCUUGGGGGUGUUUUCAUCAACGGAAGGCCGCUUCCCGAUUAUAUACGGCGGAGGAUCGUCGAGCUCGCCUUGAUGGGAGUUCGACCCUGUGAUAUUUCGCGGCAACUUCUUGUGUCACAUGGAUGCGUAUCUAAAAUUCUCACGAGAUUCUAUGAGACCGGCUCGAUCAAGCCGGGAUCAACCGGAAGUCCAAAAGGAAAGAUUUCAGGUAGAGGUCAGCGUAGGCAAUACAAUCUGAAACGAGCGCAGGGAUUGGCGGUAGAACGGCAGGAUAAUUUCCCUGGACUCGAUCUGAGGAAUACGAUGACAUCUCCGCACGGAGCAGAAGUUCCAGCGGCGAGAUCAACGCCUUUCGUCAAUCCUUUCCUGUUGAUGAGGUCGCCAUCGAGUCCAUUGAGCGCCAUAGCUCCUCUGAGGAACCACGAUUUCAGCCUCCGGAAUAUAUCCACAAUCCCGCAGGCCAGAGACGUCUCGCCGUCUACGUCAGGGGAUCCGCAAAUCCCAGCUCAGGAAGCGUCGAGCGCGUCGAGAAACGCGAAGAAUUUCUCGAUUGAUGCAAUCCUCCAAGUUCAACAACAAUUCAAGGCUUCGAACGACGACAACCGCGGCAGAGCGCAAGGCUCGGGCAACGUUGACGAACAUUCUCGCUUCAAUAUCGACCUACACUCGCGCAUCGCUGCGCACUGGCUCGGACUGUGGAACACGCAUUUCUUGCGACAGCCCCUACCGAUCAGCUUGAGGAGAGAUGAGGGCAAGUCCGACGAUGCGGACACUUCCCAAGAUAAUCCAGAGGUCACCAACGUCGAGGAUGAGAACGGGAGUCGCGAAGGCUCACCAGAAGCACCGGACAGCACCCAGAAGGAAGAAGAAGAAGUCGACGUGCUCGGAGUUGACAAGUAG
Messenger RNA from Galendromus occidentalis (western predatory mite), 933 nucleotides. Its product is annotated as paired box protein Pax-2a-like. Gene Ontology annotation, molecular function: RNA polymerase II cis-regulatory region sequence-specific DNA binding; DNA-binding transcription factor activity, RNA polymerase II-specific. Gene Ontology annotation, biological process: regulation of transcription by RNA polymerase II; anatomical structure development. The coding region runs from base 1 to 933 and encodes 310 amino acids. The transcript has 7 exons. The record is from RefSeq and is a predicted model, not a curated record. Lineage: Eukaryota; Metazoa; Arthropoda; Arachnida; Mesostigmata; Phytoseiidae.